AUGGCUUAUGGUAAUAUGUUUCCUGCCAAUGGAAACCUAAUAUCUCUUAAUGCCUACUCUCAGAUUCCCUUCAAUCUUGCAAAAACUGGUGGAAAUUAUUCAUCGUGGAAGUCCCAAAUGACCAAUAUUCUCUUUGGCUAUGGACUCCUUGGGUUUGCCGAUGAAACUUAUCCUUGCCCACAGAAAACUGAUUCUGGAUAUUCUUUUUGGACUCGUCAGGAUCGAUUGGUGCUACUUGGAAUUCAGGCCACUGUUCACAGCAUAAUCAGCCCGACGAUAAACAACUGUACCACCUCUGCAAAUGCCUGGAUCAAUCUGGAAACGAGUUUUGCUAAUCGUUCAAGCACUCGAGUGCUCUCCAUUAUGCCAUCUCUUAUGUCAAACAAGAAGGAAGGAAAGACAGUGGCUACACAUAUGAGCAGGGUGAAAAGCCUAACUGGUGAUCUCGCAGCUAUUGGAUACCCUCUGAAUGAUGCUCAAAUCUUGUCCUUUCUUGAUGAGGAAUUAAUUCACAACCAUGGAGAGGCAAGGGAAAAAGAUGUUCAAGUCACUGCACAGCUAACACUAAAAUAUCGUGGUGGCCGAGGAGGAGAUCGUAGUGGUCAAGGAAGCUAUCGUGGUGGCUACAACAACAAUACUCAUGGUUCAGAUAGCAAUUUAUAUGGACAUGAUUCUCAGCCUAAUCAUAUGCAAACCAAUCGGCAGCUACCUUAUGGACGAGGUAUAAAUUUCUCUUAUCUCCAGUCAUACUCAUCUUCACAUAAUCCAAAUCUUUAUCAGAGGAACUAA
Fraxinus pennsylvanica is the source of this 789-nucleotide messenger RNA. NCBI's taxonomy places the organism in Eukaryota, Viridiplantae, Streptophyta, Magnoliopsida, Lamiales, Oleaceae. The record is from the annotation of a GenBank genome assembly.